AUGUUAGUAUAUGUAGGUGUGAUAGAUGAUCACAAGUUAGUAUAUGUAGAUGUUGUAGAUACUCACAAGUUAGUAUAUUUAGUAUAUGUAGAUGUGGUAGAUACUCACAAGUUAGUAUAUGUAGAUGUGUUAGUAUAUGUAGAUGUGGUAGAUACUCACAAGUUAGUAUAUGUAGAUGUGAUAGAUACUCACAAGUUAGUAUAUGUAGAUGUGGUAGAUACUCACAAGUUUUUAUAUGUAGAUUUGAUAGAUACUCACAAGUUAGUAUAUGUAGAUGUGGUAGAUACUCACAAGUUAGUAUAUGUAGAUGUGUUAGUAUAUGUAGAUUUGAUAGAUACUCACAAGUUAGUAUAUGUAGAUGUGGUAGAUACUCACAAGUUAGUAUAUGUAGAUGUGAUAGAUACUCACAAGUUAGUAUAUGUAGAUGUGGUAGAUACUCACAAGUUAGUAUAUGUAGAUGUGAUAGAUACUCACAAGUUAGUAUAUUUAGUAUAUGUAGAUGUGGUAGAUACUCAUAAGUUGGUAUAUGUAGGUAUGAUAGAUACUCACACCUGCAGCUAUUUGGACCAUCUACCUGUUCGGCAUCCCCUGGGGAUGCUGGAGCUGUUCGCACAUGGCGGCAACGUGUUCGGUGUUGCAUGA
Molecule: messenger RNA, 642 nt
Organism: Haliotis rufescens (red abalone)
Lineage: Eukaryota; Metazoa; Mollusca; Gastropoda; Lepetellida; Haliotidae
Exons: 6
Coding region: 1-642 (213 amino acids)
Source: RefSeq, a predicted model, not a curated record